Molecule: messenger RNA, 2057 nt
Organism: Eleginops maclovinus (Patagonian blennie)
Lineage: Eukaryota; Metazoa; Chordata; Actinopteri; Perciformes; Eleginopidae
Product: C-C chemokine receptor type 1-like
Exons: 3
Coding region: 158-1267 (369 amino acids)
Biological process (GO): positive regulation of cytosolic calcium ion concentration; immune response; cell chemotaxis
Cellular component (GO): external side of plasma membrane; membrane
Molecular function (GO): C-C chemokine receptor activity; C-C chemokine binding
Source: RefSeq, a predicted model, not a curated record
UACCAGUUAAUAGGCUACUGCUGAAAGUAAGACAGUUAGUGCAUCAUUUUACAUUCAAGAACCUCUUAUCAAUCAAGAUCUGGAAAGCAAAACAAAGAGCCUUGAAGUGCAGCCACUGUCUACAUCUGAUAGGAAAAGGCAUCACUAAGAUAUCAUCAUGUCAGAUGGAGUAAACGCCACCGCCCUGCAUGAUGGGGUAAAUACCUCUUCCCUGUAUGAUCGGGUAAAUGCAUACUACGACUAUUCAGGCUAUUACGACGGAGUAGAGAAUGCAACUACUCCUUGCGACAAUGCUAAUUUGGUGAAUUUCAGCCAACUGUUUCUGCCCACUCUCUAUAGCUUGGUUUUCGUCCUUGGCUUCAUAGGCAAUGGCCUGGUGUUGUGUGUCCUGAUGAAGCAUCGCAACCAGACCAACUUGACAGACAUGUGCCUUUUCAACCUGGCUCUCGCCGACCUCAUCUUUGUCCUCACGCUGCCUUUCUACUCUCACUUCUCCGUGGUCGGUGAAUGGACUUUCGGAGACUUUAUGUGCCAUUUCGCCUCAGGCACCCACAACACUGGGUUCUUCAGCAGCAUCUUCUUCAUGGUGGCCAUGACGCUUGACCGCUACAUGGUUAUCAUGCAUGCUCACAAGGUGGCCCGAUAUCGCACCAUGAGAUCAGGCAUCGCCCUGACCGUGGUUGUCUGGAUGCUGAGCUUUUGCAUCUCUCUGCCGGAUAUCAUCUUCACAAAGGUGGUAAAUGAGUCUACCAGGCUGACUUGCGAAUACUCCCCAGAAAAUGAUUACUGGAGAACUUAUAACACAUUCACAAUUAAUGUGUUGGGUCUAGUGUUUCCUCUGCUGGUGAUGAUAGUUUGCUACUCCAGGAUCAUCCCCAUACUGAUGAAAAUGAAGAGUGCUAAAAAGCACCGUGUCGCCAAGCUGAUCCUCUUGAUUGUGAUUGCCUUUUUCUUAUUUUGGGUCCCAUAUAACAUUUCCCUGUUCUUGUGGUUUCUAAUGUCAAAAGGGCUAUUGUCAAACGGAUGCAGCAUUGGUGCCAAUUUGAGGCUGUCAAUAACGGUGACUGAGACCUUGGCUUACACUCACUGCUGCCUGAACCCCAUCAUAUACGCCUUUGUGGGACAAAAGUUCAUGAAGCGAGCUGUGUUGCUGUUGAGGAAAUAUGUGCCUGUGGUUCUUCUGCCUUCCAACCGAGGCUUGUCAGAUAGCUCUUACAGGAAAAGCUCAGUCGUAUCUAGGUCCACUGAAGUCAACGCCAUCAUGUAAAAGGUUUAGGGCAGGUUAGGUUAUGGUUUUAUGGACCAUGAAGUCGACAUGUAUUUUUCAAAUUGCCAUCUUUGACUGUUUUUCAUCAGUAUUGUGACAUUUUCAUAAACUGCUUGUAUGUUGACAUAUUAUUUUCUUAAGUUUUUGAUUUUAAAUGCACUGGAAUAUUCUCAACCAUUCAGUUUAAGAUGUGUAUACUCAUCAAGGGGGCUCUGAUCAUCAUGUUUUACAUUAUCCAAUACAAUCUUUUUCUUGUUGAAUAUUGACUAUAACACAUGAAAAUGUGUUUGUCUGUGAUAAGAUUAUGAGAUAAACAUUCAUAUUGUAUGGAAAAGCUGUCGCUUAAAAGGAAACCAAUUUAUCUUCAAUAACAUCAAAUUGUUUUUCUACCUUUGCUUGUGGAAACAGUUUCUCAUUCAUUAUGUUUGAUCAAUCAAAACCACAAAGUAAAACUAACACAGGGUGAUGUCAAACCUUUUGAGCUGUACAAGGAUUUAAAUCUGUCGACAAAUCAACUCGUCAUACACACACACAUCAUUUUUCAUAAUUCUCAACAUUGUAAAUGUUUAAAGUAAAGUGUUCAUAUUUUGUUUUUAUACUAUAUACCUUUUGUUGUCUUGGUAUUUCACUGCAAUUUGAGAUAUUAUUGGAAAAAAAUGUAUACAUUAGUAUACAUUCAUUCACAUAUUGGGUUUUUACUGCACAUUGUAGCUUGCUUAGUGCUAUUGUAAUGUAAUACUCACAAGAUAAUGACAGACUGCUUCUAUAAUAAACACAUUCAUUCCUAUUA